UAUUUAUGUUCAGUGAUACAUUUAUUCUAUUGAAUUACCAGCUGACAGGCAACAUUAUACAUUUGCAUUAAUACAAGUAAGACAAUGAAAGCAUGACAUACUAUCUCAAAACGAAUCUUUCAUUAUACUGUGCUAGGAACUAAAGAUGAAUAGCUGUAUGAUGUAUACCUGGUUGAAUGUCCUUUUGUCAAUGUCAUACUCUCUCCUUUUUCCAGUUUAAAAUGAACACCACCUUCAUCAUUCCAAGAACUGCCACUUUCACUCCACCUGCUGACAUGCAUUAUGACUUCUGCAAGUUAAAACCACUAUCCACCAAGGAAGCUCUUGAAGAACAACGCCUAUUAGAUUCCAUCGCUUGGCCUGAAACUCCAUCUUUACCAUCACCUCUUUCCCUGAGCAGUACCAGUCACCCAGCCCACAGUGCCUUCACCAUUCUCCCAAGGUGGGGAGGAGGACAGUGGCACAUAGGAGACAAACUUGAGGUUAUGAUUCAAAUGCACGAUUUCCAGGGACACUUGAAGAGGUCUGGGGGAGAUGUCUUACUUGCCCGGCUGCAUAACCCAACCCUUGGUGCUGGUGUGGCAGGGCAAGUGUUAGAUCAUCUUAAUGGCUCCUACUCUGCUAUAUUCACUUUACUUUGGGAAGGAAACGCACAGGUUCAGGUGAUACUGGUUCACCCCAGUGAGGCAGUCACAGAGCUGCGAAGGCUGAACACAGAACAUCCUGACAGGAUUUUCUUCAAGAGCCAGUUCCACUUAGGCUCAGUCACUGAAACUACCACUUGUAAUGUAUGUCUACGUCCAACCCAGCAGCCUGUGUGCAACUACACUGACCUCCAUACAAAUGAGCCAUGGUUCUGCUACAAGCCAAAAAGUCUAAGCUGUGAUACCAGGAUCAGCAACUUCAAUGGAGGAUAUAAACAAAAAAUUAGCACCAUGGAGAAGCUCUUUCAGAGGUAAGCAUUUCCUAUAUUCUAAAGGUGGUAAAUCUCUGGAGUUUUAAAAUUAAUCAAUUAGAAUCAAAGUAAAAGAAUUUUAUUACAGCUCUACUGAUGUAUUAGCAGGCAGCUGUCAAUUAUUUAGCUAUCUGAUAUUAUCAUCAGUAUUGGCAUUUCUGAUGGCUGAUAGGUGAAAUUUUAAACAGUGAAGAAGAGACGGGAGAAGCAACUGUCAACCAUGUUAUGAGUAUUUAUGUGGCACCAGAGAGACUGCAACUUCCCUAUUGACAACAUGCAUUUGCAAUGCAACAAACUACAGCCAGAGGAUGUGAGCAGAGUUGGGCAAAGCAUAAAUGAGUAACUCACGAUUUGUUGUGACA
Neolamprologus brichardi is the source of this 1317-nucleotide messenger RNA. NCBI's taxonomy places the organism in Eukaryota, Metazoa, Chordata, Actinopteri, Cichliformes, Cichlidae. The record is from RefSeq and is a predicted model, not a curated record.